AUGGGGACCCAGGGCGCAGGGAGGAAGAGGUCCACUAAUAAGGACAGGACCACGGCAGAAGACGAUGCCCUCAAUCUGAUCGCAAGAGAGGCAGAAGCGCGACUGGCGGCAAAGAGAGCAGCGCGAGCCGAGGCCCGAGAGAUUCGCAUGAAGGAACUGGAGCGGCAGCAGAAAGAGAUCUUUCAGGUACAAAAGAAAUAUUACGGCCUGAGCCCCAAAGACGAGCGGCAGGACGGGAAAUGGGGCGACAUCGAGCAGUGGAUGAGCGGUGUCCUCACAGACGAGAGCAGAGCCUCCCGGUCCAGACUCGACCUGCAGCCGACCUCGUACGCCUCCUCUGACCUGUACAGCCUCAACGGUCUGUCCUCCUCCAGACCUGCUGCUGCCUAUAACGGUUACCAGAGCUCUCUGUAUGAAGACGGUCUGUGUAGCAGCUCCAGGAGAACCUCUGCUCAAGUCCCUUUAGAAUACAGCAGCUAUCGAAGCUCAGGGUCCAGGACUUCCUCUCGAGCCUCGUCCAGAGCCGGAUCUGCCCGGACCAGUCCCGUGGACAACAGCAGCAGCUCAGUGGCCAGUUAUCUGAGGAGUGCAGUGAGCAGUGGACUUCGAGACCUGGACGAUGUCACGAUCCCAGACUUUGCAGAUGUGGAAGACGGCAGCUAUCUAGAAAAGGGGUCUCGAGCCGCCUCCGCCCUCACAGCCUCCACCCUCACAUCUUUAGGCGGGACGUCCUCCAGGAGAGGCAGUGGAGAGACAGCCCUGACUCUGGACGCUGAGACCUCUAUACGGGAAAUCAAGGAGAUUCAUGAGCUGAAGGAUCAGAUCCAGGACGUGGAGUCAAAGUACAACCAGAACCUGAAAGAAGCAAAGGACAAACUCGCGGAGGUGGAGGAGAAGUACCGUAAGGCCAUGGUGUCCAACGCACAGCUGGACAAUGAGAAGAACAAGCUCAUGUACCAGGUGGACACGCUCAAAGACUCUCUGCUGGAGCUGGAGGAGAGCCUCGCCGAGUCCAGACGACAGUACGACGACAAGGCCAAAGACUUUGAGAGGGAGAAACACACCCACACAGUUCUACAGUUCCAGUUUAAUGAACUCAAAGAGACUCUAAAACAAAGUGAAGACCUGCUAAAUGAAAUCCGUCAACUGCGAAUAAAAGAGGAGGGUUUUCACAGAGAAAUCUCAGAUCUACAAGAAACUGUGGACUGGAAAGAUAAGAAAAUCUCGGCCUUAGAGAGACAGAAAGAAUACACAGACGCCAUCAGAAUUGAGCGAGACGAGCUCCGAGAAGAAGCCGUGGCGCUCAAAGAUAUUUUAAAGAAACACGGGAUAGUCCUGGGUCCAGACUUGACGGUAAACGGCGGCGUGACGGAGGUGUUGGGCGUUGAAGCCAGUGCAGAUCCAAACUCUCCGCUCUGUCAAGUCUCUUCUCCCACAGAAGGCGGCAACAGCAUGCUAGAAAUACGCCUGAGGAAACUGGUGGAUGAGCGAGAGAAGAUGAUUGAACAGGUGAAAAAACUCAAAGCUCAACUGGAUCAGAAAUCUCCAAAGAAUGGCACGGACAGUUUGAGUCCGGACGGAGAGAUCCUGGAGAACGGCAGUGACCCGGCUUUGAUAGAAAUCCAAAGAGAUUCCAAUCGACAAAUGAAUGACCUCAAGUUUAAACUGGUGAAGACGGAGCAAGAGGCGACUGCAUUAGAACAAAAUGUCUCGCGACUGGAAGGUCAAGUGUCUCGCUACAAGUCUUUAGCUGAAAACGCAGAGAAAGUGGAGGACGAGCUCAAGGCGGAGAAACGCAAACUCCAAAGAGAGCUGCGCUCAGCACUGGACAAAGUCGAAGAACUGGAGUCCAACAACAGCCAUUUAUCAAAGAGACUGGAGAAGAUGAAGAGCAGCCGCGGCAUGGCUCCGACUCCGUAG
Messenger RNA from Knipowitschia caucasica, 1920 nucleotides. The record is from the annotation of a GenBank genome assembly. NCBI's taxonomy places the organism in Eukaryota, Metazoa, Chordata, Actinopteri, Gobiiformes, Gobiidae.